UUUGGCACCUAUUCUAAAUCUGCGAGUACAAGGUCUUCUCAAGGUCUUCUCUGGUUAUUCGUUCUUCUUGGAUUACGGAAAAUUUAUUCAGAAUUAAAACGCAUUGUAAAUGGCCUACACUGCAGUCGUUGUUGAAGUUUUAUAAUGACUUAGGUUUCUAUACUUAAUUACCACCUGAAAAAUUAUACAUGCGCUUAUUUGUAGUCAUACAGUAUAGCGGUUUUAUGUCUCAUUUCAAGUUACCUUUUAGUUUCGUUUUCACUGCUAAAAAGUUGGACGUUCUAUUGCACAUGUGUCGAAUCAUUUAAAUCGUAAAUGGAAAGCACUGUCAACGUACCUCCUGACUCAACUAACGAUAAACUAGAAAAUGUGACUCCCAAAACACCUGACAAAACAUGUACUGAUUUACAUCAUAAUAAUAACUCCCUUCCGACGUCAUCUACUGUUUGCAAAUCAAGUACGUACCAUGGAGUUUAUUUACCCGAUGACGAUGGAUCCAUCCUUACUCCGGAACAUGCCUUUGUACAGUAUCAAACCCGGUCCGAAGAUCAAGCUUGCCAAAUUUGUGGUCAACCAGCAGUUGGUUUCCAUCAUCGUGCUUACGUAUGUGAAGCCUGCAAGAAAUUUUUCAUGCGGCAUACAGCUGCGAGAUUACGUAAUUCUGAGAUGGGAUCAACAGUCACCGAGUCGAUAUGUCCAAUGGGUGGAAGAUGUCGAGUUGAAGGUCCUGGCCGUGGUAAAUGCCCACAUUGUCGAUAUCGAAAAUGCUUAGACUUGGGAAUGACCCUAACACCUCCCGGUGGUGAAGCUGGCUGUGAUAUUUCCCAGAUACCUUGUCGUGUUUGCAGUGGUCCAUCUUCUGGCUUUCAUUUUGGUGCAUUAACUUGUGAAGGCUGUAAAGGUUUUUUCCGACGAACUGUUCUAUCCAAUGUACGCUUAGAAUGUCUAGGCAAUAAUGACUGUCCAAUUACACCAGCUAAUCGGAAUAUGUGUAAAAGUUGUCGAUUUCAACGUUGUCUAGCUGUUGGCAUGUCAAAAACUGGUAGUCGUAUUGGUCGACAGCCUAAUGCAAUUAAAUAUUAUUGUGCGCGAGAGAUUUCUCAAUUGACUAAUUCCAAUGACUGUGAAGCGACAACAAAUCCAUCUUCAAGUUCAAAUAGAAUUGAUACAACAACACGUCGUAAUUCUAUAAGUCAUAGUAGUACUAGCAGUGGUAAUACAACUCUGAGCAGUAACAUCAGUAGCCUUAAUAAUAAUAAUAACAGUAAUAAUAAUAAUAAUGUUACUAAUAAUACGAACAAUCAUGAUCAUAACAAUAAUAAUAAUAGUAAUCACUGUAGUACCAUUAGUGAACAUGAUUUAUCGUCUAUGAAUGAUGAACGGUGUAAAUCAGGAAUUAGUCAAUCUCAUUAUCCAACUUCUAGUUGGCCAUCAGCUAAACGUAUAAUCUCUAACUCUGAUCGUAGCGGUAGUAUUAGUUCAACAAUGUCAGCCACAGGAACAUCUAUAGUCUCAUCAAGUAUGCCUAGGACAACAACAACCACAACUAGUAUGAAUCCAUUCAGUGUACAUGGUCAUAAUUAUACUGAAUCACAUGGUGGGAGUAGUAGUACAACACUGAAGAAUGGAUCAAUGCCGUGUUCAUCACCAUCAUCAUCUUCAUCACCACAAUCAGGAUUAAAAAACCAUAUAAAGUUUAAAACAGAAUCACGUACACAGUAUCCUAAUCCACAAGCACGUCUUCAUCAUCCACAACCGUCUCCUUCACAAAAUAGUUGUUGUAGUAAUAGUAAUAGCAAUAGCAGUAUUAGCAGUAGUACUACUGCUAGUAAUGGUGCUGUUCUCCUUCCUCCUCCUGGUUAUUGUAAUUCACUUCUGCCGACAUCAUCAUCAGUUUAUUCUACAACUUCUUCUGCUUCUUCUACUACUAACGGUGGUGCAGAUUAUCUUCUAAAUGAAUGUUCAAGAAAUGUUAAACGACGUAAAACACUAUCUUCUUCUAUGGGAUCAGAGAUAAAUGAAAGUAAAAUUACCUCCUCAAAAUUCACACCGGUUAAUUCAACAUACCUACAUGAUAAUGAAGAUUAUGAUGACGUUGAUGAUGAUGAAGGGUGUAAUACUAUGGGUCCAAAUGAUGAUACUGAACAUCUUGAUCAUCGGUAUCGUCAAAGACAUCAACCGUCUACUCCUCACCUGUCUCAUCCUCCUACUCCUGCCUCUGCUCCUUCUCAUCAUCAACAUCAUCAUCAACAACACCGUCAACAUACUGAAGUGAUAAGUCCAAACGAUGAACAUCUGUAUGGUGUUAUCAAUUCAACUGGGACUACUGGUUGUGGUGAUACUAUCAGUAGUAGCAGUAACACUAGUGAUGUUGUUUGUGGUGGAUAUGAUAAAAUUAAUGAUGUAAAAAUUAAUAUUAACAACAACAAUAACAUCUCUGUAGAUAACUUUUCAUUUAUUGACCGAUCAAGGCAUUUAUUAAACCAGAUCAAAUUGCCUAAUGAUAAUAAUCAUAACAGUAAUAAUAGUAAUACUUAUAAUAACAAUACUGAUCGUAGUGUCCUACAACACUUACAACUUAGAAGCUGUUCAUUGGUGGAUAGAUCAUCUCCACUAGGUGGUGAAACAUCCUCAUUGAAUAAUCCGCAUGCAGUUAGUACACAUUUAAGUCAACCAUAUAUAAGACCAACACAAUUAUGUUUAUCAACUGCAAGACAUUUACCUGAAGAUGCUUCUUAUUCAUUACCCUAUCUAUCGUCUUCAUCAUCAUCAAUUACAUCUUGUCCACAUCCAUCUGUGAUCUCUGAUUACUCUGACUUUAAUCAGCAAACAUCAACUGUUGAUAGCAGUAACAGUAAUAAUAAUAAUAAUAAUAACAUAUCCGAUCAAAUAUGGUUACCAAAACAUCGUUAUAUUAAAUCUAGUCGUAGUCUACCAAAUGAGCAUACAAUUCAACCAAUCCUAUCUAAUAAUGGUAGUAACAGUAAUAAUUGUUUAGAUAUAAAUCCAUUGGCAUUUCUUAAUGGACGUAAUAGUGAUUCAACUGGAUUAUCGGAAAGUGAACCUACAUCUACAACAACACCAUGGUUUGCUGCUGCUGCAGCAGCAGUAGCUGUUGUCAUGGCUGCAUCUCAGUCACCGUCGACAAAUCAAGCACUUGAUCCCUAUACAGUUUCGUGUAGUGUUAAUGAACACUUUGCUUUGAAUGAUAAUAUUAAUCUGAAUCAAACAGAUUUGCAUAACUCUAGGCGUGUUCCAUUGAAUGUAACCAAUUUUUCAAAGCAGCGAUUCAAAAUGGGUCUACACGAAACGGCUGCUGCUGCUGCUGCUGUUGAACAAGGAUCAAGAUCAUUCCUAUCCAAUGCUAAUCUCAAUCGACAUGAUAUUACUGCUGGUAGUCAUGUAGUUGGUGGUGGUGGUGGUGGUGGAAGUAUGAUGAAAGUUGGCGGGAAAUGUGAAGCACCAGAUCCACUGCGUUCUUUGCAUUCAACACCAUCCUCAUUAUCAUCUGAUGUUACGCAUCCUUCGACAAUGGCUGCUAUGCAAGCUGCUGCUGUAGCGGCUGCAGCCGCUGCCACAGCUGCCGGCCUCGUCCUAUCCAACAGUCGUGUUGUCCGAGGCUUAUCCGAGGAUGUCUAUCCAUCAAGUUGUUUAAAUCGCGCCAGCAUUGUAAAUUCAUUUCCUGAAUUGCCUAGCAGUUGUAGUUAUGCAUCGAGCACGUCAUCACCAUCACCACCAAUCAUUGGGAAUUUUGGCAGGAUAAUUGAAAAUCUUGCAAUUUAUUCAUCUUCUGAUCGUCAUUCAAUGCCUAGCAGUAAUUUAGAUUAUCCACCGGUAUCGUCAUCAUCAUCAUCAUCAUCGUCAUCGGGUGUUAACAAUUAUCCUAUAAAUAAUUCAAUCGGUAAUACUGUUAUUCAAUCUGUUACACUCCCAGGGAUACCUAGCAAAGAAGUUGGUGCACGUUUGAAGAAUGGCACUAGACCGAAUUCCAUAACGGUACAACAGUUUGCUGAACGUAUUCAUACAGCUGCUAAGUAUAUGGUGUCUGAAAGGAAGAAUAUACGAAAUAACUUACCUCAACCGGUACGACCAAUGCAUAUGUCUGAUCGUGUUGAAGACAUUUGGCAUCAAAUGAUGAAGCAUUUUGAAACACAUUCACGUUUCAUUGUACAGUUUGUUAAAUACAUUCCAGGGUUUUGUUAUUUAAAAAUCAGUGAUCAACGUCAACUUGUUCGCAGUGCUAUGUAUCCUAUUAUGCUGUUGGAACUUAGCCGAGAUUAUAUGAAUGAAGAUGGUUCACGGUAUAAUUAUUUUGAUUUCACUCCUGAAGAACAUGACAUUAUUCUUAGUCAUUUUCCAACGUUUCAUACGAUCUCUGGUCAUUUAAUACGUUCAGGGGAAUUUCUCAAUAGAAUACGUUUAGAUAAUAUUGAAUUAACUUUGGUAUGUGCUCAGGAAGUAUUUAAAAAAAGAAAAUAUCGUACGUAAAUCAUUCGUAGAAAAACCAUUAGGUACUGCCCAACUCACGUUGUUUCAUCGGUGCUUCAGCGGUAAAUCUGUUGCCAAUGAUUCAUAUGGUCCGAAGUUUGAUCCCCGAUCAGCUGACUCUUAAACCCCGCUAAGUCUAUAAUAAGACAGCGGGUAUAGAGGGAAAGUUGGAUAUGAGGCUAACAACCCCAACACGUCAAAAGCAAUACCACACUGCUACUGAAACUUCAAAAGCUCUAGCUUGAAACCCUAUGUUGUUCCACUCGGAACGUAGAAAAGGAAUAAAUUAAAAACUAGGUACUGUUAAUCAGCAGAUCGUCAAGGUUUGGAUGAUCCUGUAACGCCAGCCCAUUUAUAUAAUCUAGCUGGACAAGUUCUUGCUGAUCAUAUCGUUUCUAUGGGUCAUUCAUUGGAAGAACGACGUGCUGCAUUAUCUCAUAUUUCACCAAUGUUAGAAGAAUUAAAUGCAGAACAUCAUGAAGUACUUGCUCAAUUACGUCAGGAUAAACCACAUUUAGAUUUUCCACAAUUAUAUCUUGAAAUGUUCCAGUUAACAGAAGAUGAACAAAGAGAACAGAAGUUGAAUAACUAUGAUGAUUCAGAUAUUAAUUAGUUGAUGAUUAAUUGAUCAAUUGAAAUUGUGCAUCAAAUAGGCCCAAUUAUUGUCGAUAUCUUUGAUGAAUAUUUCUUUGUGUUCAUCCUCCUCCUCUUCUUCUCCUCCCCCCCUGUCUAUCUAUCUAUCUAUCUAUCUAUUUGUGUGUGCGUGUGCGCGCAUGCCACUGGAUAAUUAACUUUUCAUUUCCAAUAGACGUGGUUACGAAUAGUCUAUUACUACCUAUCUCAAGGUUAUAUUUAUCCUAUUGAAUAUUAUGCAGAAUAGAAUCUUUCUUUUUAUUUCCUUCUGUCUAGUUUUCCCCAUCACCAAUCUCCCUACUACUCUUUUCUGCUACCAUUAUUAUCACCACUCCAUUAUGAUUACUACUAUUGGUAAUGCUAAAGAUG
Trichobilharzia regenti is the source of this 5490-nucleotide messenger RNA. Lineage: Eukaryota; Metazoa; Platyhelminthes; Trematoda; Strigeidida; Schistosomatidae. The record is from the annotation of a GenBank genome assembly.